AGGUCAAGAACACGGCGGCGUAAUUGAAUCGAAUUUUUGGGAGUUGGUGCAGUAGCCACACUGAACAGCACUGAUAACGAGGAGGGGAUCAUAGACGAAAUGCUCCUCGUAUUCUAUACUAUUCUAGACCGUCGUAUUGGGAUACUCCGUAGGAUUGUCAUAAGGGAUAGUAGACAACAUAUCUGAUGUGGGCGUUUCGAGUAGGUUAUAUAUUAACUAGAAUUUUAUCCCGAAAUGGAAGGAAAUCGCAUCGAAGAACUGUCAGCAGUAGCUUGAGUCAAGCUUGAGCGUAUCCCCAGUCAGCUUUCAAAUUUGGCUCUUAUCGAGCCCCGUACAUCCAUACGACAGCCAUCGUAUCACCUAUCUGACUGUACUUUUAUAAAAAGUUGCAGGAAUCAAUCGCUGUGUGGCACCUAUCUGCGCUGCAGAGUCCGACUUUCACUCAUGCGUUACGGACUGCCACGCUCACCUUCACCAUCUCCUGUACGGAGAUCAUCUCGCAGACGCAACUCUACUUUCGGUCUCCCAUCAGAUUCUGAAAGCGAUUUCGAGGAGCCACCAACAGAUUCAGACUCAGAAUUAUCAUCCCCCAGCUCCCUUUCAUCAGACUCGUUCUGCUAUGCGUCUGAAAAAGAAGUCCCUCCUCCUCCUCCCCGCCCUAAGCGCGAACCGCGCAGUCCAGCUGAACAGCGUCACGUAGAGGAAACUGUGGCUGCCAUACGUUUACGCACGCGACACCAUGAUCCCUAUGAAGAAUGGGAGAAACAGACGCGCAAAGAUGCAUUUCACACAGCGCGCAGAGCACAGGUUCAGACGCGUUUAGAGACGCAAGGUCGGCGCGCCCAGCGCAACGUGCAGGAGCUGCAAUCGUUAGCAGCCACCCACGCACAGCAGGUCGCGGAAGUGCAGAAGCAACUUGCAGCAUUACAGGUCAGGCAGCAGGCGGACGUUAAUACGCUCGUAAACAGCUGGAAGGAACAAGAUAAGAAGUUCCGUGAUAGGAUAGAGGGCGUCAUACGGGUUGAAGAGGAGCGACUGCGCGCCAGACUCGAAGCUGAGCGCAGAGCCCGGGAAGAGGUCGAGAGAAAACGGAAGGAGGAGGAAGAAAGACGAAAAGUAGAGGAAGAGACGAAGCGGCUAGAAGAGGAAAGGGCACAAAGGCAGCGAGAGGCAGAAGCGGCUGCGAAACGGCAAGAAGAGGAGAAGGAGCGCUUGCGCAGGGAGAAGCUGGAUGCUGAGGAACAGGGCAGGGCACAAUUAGGAAUGUCCUUGGCCGAAGAGGACUGGGUGUAUGCCCGUGAAACUCUCAAGAAUUUAAAAGCCGGGGCAAUGAAGAGAGUCAAGGAGGACAAGCAACUCAAAUCCCAAUGGAGCGCCAUUCGCCGACAGAUAACACCAAAGAUCGGGCAACUUACACAUGACAUCGACUCCGUCAUGCGGAUAACCCAACAAAUCAACGAUAUCGUUCGUCCAAACGAACGACUUCCUCUCGACAUCUACUUCGCCGCUCUGUCCUCACUAGCAAAAGCCAUCCUUCUUCAAGCCGAAACAGAGGUCACCGCCGAAAAGCGGAGCGCUAUACCCCUGGCCAUGGUUGCCGCGAGACUGCUAGGCACGCUGGAAGGUUUUCCGGACAUCUUCUUCGCGAAGCUCGUACAACGGUCCGGUGGGUGGCCUGUGCCGUCAGCGAUUCCUUCCACGGACUCGGACGGUACUGCGUGGAAAGGCGAGGAGCGCACCAAGGCUAUGGGAUACCGGACGAAUGAAGGCCAGAGGGAGAACUUAUCUGAACACGUUAUGCGCGUAUCAGGGAUGAUGCGUGUUUAUUUCCUGAUUCUGGCUGCGCCUGUACCGCAGCCAUUGGAAAAGAUGUUCCAGUUACCACGUUUCUGGACGUAUUUCGCUAGGAUGAUUGGCGAUGAGAGAUUGUUGGAGACGGCAGUCGCCGCAGAGGUCCUUCACUCUGCACUUGAUGUUGGAGGCAUGGAAGCGAAAUUCAUAUGGGGUAACCAGUGGGUGAAGAUGCUGGAGUUGCUUUACGAGGGCGCAACGACAGGUAUUGGUGGAGCAGCAGGGAAGCUGGUCGGUGGCCAAACCCCUGAGGGAAAGGCGGCACGCGUACGAGUACAACUUCAGAUAGAACGCAUCAUGCAGGCCACGAGCUUGCGAUGAGGCUUGCAGGGAUUCUCUCCGCCCAAUCACCCAUCUAUUCGUUCACAACUAUCGAUAUUUUGGAAGCGCAUGCAUUCAUGUACAAUAGCAUCAGCCUAUACAUAGCAUUUCAGCCACUAUCCUUG
Suillus paluster is the source of this 2297-nucleotide messenger RNA. Its product is annotated as GLE1-like protein-domain-containing protein. Gene Ontology annotation, biological process: regulation of translational initiation; poly(A)+ mRNA export from nucleus; regulation of translational termination. Lineage: Eukaryota; Fungi; Basidiomycota; Agaricomycetes; Boletales; Suillaceae. Gene Ontology annotation, cellular component: nuclear pore cytoplasmic filaments; nuclear pore; cytoplasm. The transcript has 7 exons. The record is from RefSeq and is a predicted model, not a curated record. Gene Ontology annotation, molecular function: phospholipid binding; translation initiation factor binding; inositol hexakisphosphate binding. The coding region runs from base 445 to 2172 and encodes 575 amino acids.